CUCGCCCACCCUCAGCCAUGGCUCCCAGGCAGCUCGCGUGGUUGCUCCGCCUGGCUGCGUUCUGCCAUCUGACCAUCCUGCUGGCCGGACAGCACCUCAGUGUGACAAAAUGCAACGUCACCUGCCACACGAUGACCCGGAGGAUCCCAGAGUGGUUGCUUAUCCACUAUCGGCACAACCAAGAGUCCUGCGGCAAGCGUGCCAUCAUCUUGGAGACGAGGCAGCACAAACUCUUUUGUGCUGACCCAAAGGAGCCAUGGGUGCAGGACGCCAUGAAGCAUCUGGACCGCCAGGCUCUUGCUCAAAAUGGCGGCACAUUUGAGAAGCAAAUCGGCGUGGUGAAGCCCGGGACCACCGCGACAGCCGGGGGAACAUCCCAGCCUGCACUCGCAGAACCCAAAGCCACAGGGGAAAGCAGUAGUUUGGAGCUGACUGCUUCUUCCCAUGGGGCACGGAGGCCCACGGGGACUUCCCCACAGCUGACAACAGGAGUGACUAGAUCCUCGGGGACCAGGUGGCCCCUUACUUCCAAGGCUCAGCAUGGAGGGCUUGCAGCUGUACCCGAGGGCACUGAGAUUGUCAACAUGGCUGCCACCUCCACCACCAUUGCGUGGCAGGGUUCUGCUGCCCAUCAACCUGAGAAGGCCGCAGAGGCCCCCUCCACUGAGACCCCUUCCACCCUGGGCCCCUCCACCCAGGUCGCCUCCACCCAGUCUCCCACCAUUUCUCAUUCACCCCUAGAGGAAAAUGUUGGGCCUGAAGACCAACCCGUGUGGGUCCAGGGACAGAGCCCUACUCCAGAGAACUCUCCAGAACCCAAGGAGAUGGGUCCUGUUCCAGCUCACACUGAUGUUUUCCAGGACUGGGGGCCUAGCAGCGUGGCCCAUCCUUCUGUGGCCCCCAUUUCCUCUGAAGGAACCUCCAGCCGGGAGCCAGUGGCCUCAGGCAGCUGGGCCCCCAAGGUUGAGGAACCCAUCCAUGCCACAGCAGACCCCCAGAGGCAGAGUGUCCUUGUUACUCCUGUCCCUGACUCCCAGGUAGCCACUCGGAGACAGGCAGUAGGGCUGCUGGCCUUCCUCGGUCUUCUUUUCUGUCUGGGAGUGGCUAUGUUUGCCUACCAGAGCCUCCAGGGCUGUCCCCGCAAAGUGGCUGGGGAAAUGGUGGAAGGCCUUCGCUGUGUCCCCCGGAGCUGUGGCAGUAACUCAUAUGUCCUGGUGCCAGUGUGAGCUGCCUUCAUCCAAUCAUUUGACUGAGACAGAUUCCUGGGGGCCCCCAUCCUCAUACCCACCUCACCCCAGGGCCUGGCCUGAGCUGGGGUGAUGGGAAUGGGGAGGCAGGGUCCUCAGGGUCCUCCAGGUGCAAACCGCUCCAAGCUCCCAGGUGUAGCCCAGGAGGCCACUUUUGACCUUUCUCUACCUAUCAGGAACAGAGGGGGUGGCCUCCCAACUCUCCCAAACCUGAACACUCCUCUGCUGCUGGCUGGUUAGAGGCUCCCUGACACGGUCCCAGUCCUAGUGAAUAACUAUUUAUUGACUACCCAGCCCCUGACCCCCACCUCCCUGUGAACACGUGGUCCUCCCAUCU
This is a messenger RNA of Castor canadensis (American beaver), 1584 nucleotides long. It is a transcript of the gene Cx3cl1, whose product is annotated as C-X3-C motif chemokine ligand 1. Gene Ontology annotation, biological process: chemokine-mediated signaling pathway; antimicrobial humoral immune response mediated by antimicrobial peptide; inflammatory response. The record is from RefSeq and is a predicted model, not a curated record. Gene Ontology annotation, molecular function: chemokine activity; CCR chemokine receptor binding. NCBI's taxonomy places the organism in Eukaryota, Metazoa, Chordata, Mammalia, Rodentia, Castoridae. Gene Ontology annotation, cellular component: extracellular region.